Tachysurus vachellii is the source of this 2274-nucleotide messenger RNA. It is a transcript of the gene dnajb1a, whose product is annotated as DnaJ heat shock protein family (Hsp40) member B1a. The coding region runs from base 342 to 1349 and encodes 335 amino acids. Gene Ontology annotation, cellular component: cytosol. The transcript has 3 exons. The record is from RefSeq and is a predicted model, not a curated record. Lineage: Eukaryota; Metazoa; Chordata; Actinopteri; Siluriformes; Bagridae. Gene Ontology annotation, molecular function: Hsp70 protein binding; transcription corepressor activity.
CGUCACACAUUUUGAAGAAGAGGCACGAGCUUUUCUCGAACUUUCCUUGGGUUCAAAUGAUGAGGUCGAGUUGUUGUUUUUUUCCCAGACGGGUGUAAAAACUUUUAGUAAUCACACAGGGUUUGUUUUAACGCUUUAGUUAUACAGUUUAACAUCAACACGACGUUUAAAAAGAAAGAGAAAGACUUGUUUUUAAGGGUUUUAUGUGAACGCCGGUGUUAUUUAACGGUAAAAACCGCUCGAAUCCGAUCUAAUAAACUCCCCAUGGAUCCGACAGCGGUUUGACUCGACACGUAGGAGUUUCUGACACGAUUUUAACACGUGAAUAUUUGUUGUUUGUAAUGAGUAAAGAUUAUUAUAAAGUCCUGGGCAUUCAGAAAGGCGCCUCUGACGAUGAGAUUAAGAAAGCGUACAGAAAACAAGCGCUGCGGUUCCAUCCGGAUAAAAACAAGUCCCCCGGAGCUGAGGAUCAGUUUAAAGAGAUCGCAGAAGCUUACGACGUGCUGAGCGACGCCAAGAAGAGAGACAUUUACGACCGGUACGGCGAGGAAGGACUUAAAGGCCAUACUGGAGGUUCUGGAACGAGUGGGUCAAGCUAUGCGUUCCACGGAGAUCCACACGCCAUGUUUGCUGAGUUCUUCGGAAGCCGCAGUCCAUUUGAUCAGUUCUUCACCCACGGAGCUGAUGACGAUGACAUGGACGUGGAUGAUCCCUUUGCGGCGUUUGGCAUGGGGGGCAUGGGAGGCUUUCCCAGGCCCUUUAAGACUCGCAUCGGCGGUGUGCAUGCUGCACGAGAGAAGAAGAAAGACCCUCCUGUUAUUCACGAGCUCAAGGUGAGCUUGGAGGAGGUGUUCUCUGGCUGCACUAAGAAGAUGAAGAUCUCACGUAAGCGGCUGAACCCAGACGGCCGCACGGUCCACACCGAGGACAAGAUCCUCACCGUGAACAUUAGGCCUGGCUGGAAGGAGGGCACAAAGAUCACGUUCCCUAAAGAAGGGGACGAGACACCCACUAACAUCCCCGCUGACAUUGUGUUUGUUGUAAAAGACAAGGCACAUGCAGUAUUCCGCAGAGACGGCUCAGAUAUAAUCUACUCCGUAAAGAUUUCCCUCCGAGACGCACUCUGUGGCUGCUCGAUCACUGCGCCGACGCUGGACGGCCGGACCAUCACCGUGGCGUGUCGUGACGUCAUCAAACCAGGCAUGAAGAAGAGGGUCGUGGGUGAGGGACUGCCCCUGUCCAAAUGUCCCGAUAAGAGAGGAGACAUGGUGCUGGAGUUUGUUGUGAAGUUUCCUGACAAAGUGGCGCAGAACACUCGUGAUGCUCUGUUGGAGAUCCUCCCACCGUGAAUGGCCAUUGUGGGGGUGUGUAUGUGUGGGUGGGCAGAGUAGGUAGGGUUGGGGUCGGGAGAGAUGGGGUGGUUGGUAGCGGAGACGACGGGGUGGGUUCUGCUGCACACGACCAGACUGCUUCACAGUAUUAAUUUAUAAACCACUUGAGUGCACUUUUGCCGUCACUGUGAACCCUUUGCACAGUACUGACAGACACUCAAGACACACACUCACACAGACACACACACACACACACACACACACACACACACACACACACACACGGUGUGAACCUUAGAUGGAGAUGCCUUUAUAAUUUUUUCAGCUUCUGCAAGAGUCAGUGCUGUUUUAUCAUGGAAGUUAGGAAAACACAGCCAUGUGGGGUGUGUUUGUGUUUGUGUGUUGGGUGUGUUUGUGGGUGUGUUUGUGGGUGUGGGUGUGGGUAUGUGUGUGGGUGUGUUUUUGUGGUUGUGUUUUGGUGUGUCAAGUUUUGUUUAGGUGUGUGUGGUUGCGUUUUGGUGUGUCUAGUUUUGUUUAGGUGUGUGGGUUUGUGGGUGUGUGGGUGGAGCAGAAGGCGGGUAUCCUGAGUCAUUAUCUUCUCCCACCGAUUCCACACCCUUUAAUGAAUUUCCUCACCGUAACCCUGUACUGAUUCACGCAUCUCAGAUCCUGAAACCUUUGAAACACCAUUUGACCUCCUGAAAACAGAUUUUUGUAUCAUCUAUAUGCAAAUUAAUGAAUGACUUAUUAGUAACGUCAUUCUUCAUUUCUAUUUAUUUCAUGAAAAUAAAUGCAUCAAAAGAUGCGGCUUUGCCAGGUGGUGGCAGCAGUGUGGCCACUUGCUGUUUUAAAACCUGAUCUCAUGAAACAAUCAAUCCAAGGAUUAAUGUAUUUCAGUUAUCUUUACAAACAUUAUAGUUCCAAAUAAAAUUGUGUUCUCAGA